Pseudozyma flocculosa PF-1 is the source of this 3393-nucleotide messenger RNA. RefSeq lists its product as uncharacterized. The transcript has 6 exons. The coding region runs from base 1 to 3393 and encodes 1130 amino acids. The record is from RefSeq and is a predicted model, not a curated record. Gene Ontology annotation, molecular function: protein binding. NCBI's taxonomy places the organism in Eukaryota, Fungi, Basidiomycota, Ustilaginomycetes, Ustilaginales, Ustilaginaceae.
AUGGACGCCGAUGUCGACAUGAAGGCCGUCGAGGCGGGGGUCGACGCCACCGUCGACCAGAAGCCGCUCAUCUCCUCGUCGAUCCAGCAGCUCCCGACCGAGAUCCUCCUCGAGAUCUGGUGCUGCCUGGACGACUAUGAUCUGAGGUACUUCGGCCAGGUCUGCAAGGCCUUCCAUGCGAUCUCCAAGGACCCCUACUUCGUCGCCGCCUACUUCCUCCGUAACCACUUCCCGCAUUCCAUCUUCCGCGCCAUCGCCUUCUACAAGGUGUUCAACGUCAAGGUUCUCGAGCACCUCAUGAACGGCGGCGCACCCCUGUCCCGCAACCUGGUCCAGGAACUCGGCCGGGCCCGCUUUGGAGGCAGCCACAACCCCAACUACAGCUACUACAAUCGAAACGAGGUGCGGACCAACUGGGGCACCAAGAUCCCCCUCGACAGCUGCCUCGCCGUCAUGAAGAGAGGAAUCAAGCUGUUCGGCAAGGGGAUCACGUUCACGCGAGCUGGAUCGGACGAGGAAAAGGUCGGCGCCUUUGCGAACCAGUCGAUCUGGACCGCGUGGUCGGCGCCGUCGGCUCCGAUCCGCGAGGUGUUUGACAAGGGCUGGUUCGUACCGCUGUCGAGCUACCGCGGCCAGAGCACGAGCGCCGUCCACAUGGCCAAGAUUGUGGCGAGGCAGCCGGACCUGCUGCCGCUGGCGCUGCGCAACGGCUGGUCGGUCAGCACGGCCGAGGAGUGCGACGAGGCGGUGCGCCAGAUGCUGAUGAGCGGCAGGCUCAUGCCAAGCAGCCAGGUCUCGACCAAGAUCGUCGAGAAGUUCGAGCAGCUCCACCAGCACUCGAACGCCUACCGCGUCAGUGUCAAGGUGGCGUCGGAAGUCAUCAACACGUUGCUCGACGAGAAGUACUGGAGCGGUUCGGAGCCGCGCACCGACGGCUUCCUGCAGCAGGCCGAGCUGCCCUGCGGCUACGAAGCCCUGAUGGCGCUCGAGCGCAAAGGGCUUCUCGACUUCGACUUGAGGGCCGUCGUCGAGGCCACCCUGCGCAAGACGUGGAAGAAGUCGUUUUCGGCCGAUCUGUUCAAGAACCUCCAACAGCUCGCUACCGACUUCCCAGGCCUGGGACAAGUCAUGGCGACGCCCCUGCUGCUAUCGCUGUGCGGCUACGUCAAGACCCACGGGAAGCCCUCCUCCGACGUGAUCGCCGAGCUCGCCUGCGUCGACAUCACCACCACGACCAUCUCCAACAUGCUGAUCGCGACCAGCAUCUCCGAUGUCACCUUCCUCUUCGAGGUCGCAGAGGCCCGCCUCGGCGAUCAGGCUGACCUCGCGGAGCUGGUGCGCGCGAAGCUGCCUCAGAUCCUGUGCCAGCCCUGGAGGGGCGACAUCUUGACUUCCCUCAACGCCAAGCUUCCGGGCUUCCCCGGUAUGCUCGAGGAGGCCCUGCUGGCGCAAGACUUCCACAUCACCCAGCUGCACACGCCGUCGAAGUACCCUCCGCUUCGUAGUCACCUGUUCCGUCUCGGCGAGUGCGACCAGCUCACGUCGGACCCGUACACGUCCGGCGACAAGGCCUCGAUCUUCAGCAUCCUCUCCUUUGAAGGCACGCCGCCCUACGAGCACGGCAACGCCUGGGGAUCGAGCAGGCGCUACCACUACCGCCCAUCCUCGUCCUUUGACGCGGUCUUCACCAACUUUUGGAGAUUCAACGGCCGCGCGGCACCGGGAAGCACGGCUAAGUACAAGGACGAUGCGUUUGGGAGGGUGAGGGGCGCGCCCCUCUUUGGCCUGGAGCCGACUGAUGAGAACGGUCCUGCCGCGGCUCAGCCGAAGGCCCUGACAGCGCAGCUCUCGACGCGCGCCUUUCCGCUGCGGGCCGGAGAGGGUGGCAUCCAGGUCUCGUGCGAGGGCACCGAGUCCGGUUUUCCGCGGUACAACAUCGACAACCGCCAGUCGAUCGAGUGCGUCCGCAUCCUCGGCCCUUCGCCCGGAUCCAGCGUCGUGCUCUCGCAUGCACUCAUCAACGGGAGCACCAAUGUCCUCGACUCGCUCCUCACGGCCAUGCGACCCCUCAGCUUCGACUUUGGCCACUGGAAGCUGCUCGCGUGGCUGGGCAAGGCACCACCCGUGGCCCUGUACGACUCCAUCGUCUUUGGCGCACCCUUCUCCGUCGACGGCACCCUCGCCAAGAAGCCGCGUUCAGACGUCUACGUGGUUAGUGCUCGGCGCCAGGCGACAAAGACGGACAAGGACAUGGCAUUGGUGCAGGCCGAGCCUGAGCGAGUCAAGCCCGCCGGACAGAAGGAGCAGGAACAGGACGAGGAAGACGUGUCGCCAAAGUUCAACGCGAUGCGGGACUGGCGAAACCAGACAGAGCAGCUCGCCGCCGCAAAGACUGGAGUGAUGGCCUGGGCCGCUCCAUUUAUGGGCUCCGAACACUACUCCUACGGUGAGAAGAAGUCGGACGCCCAGAUCGAGGUCUGCAUCCAGAACUCGAUCUGCCACAAGAAGCUCUACCUCACCGAGGCCGAGAUCAAGCGUCGCGUCGAAAGCAUCCAUCAGUGGAACGCCCACAUCGAGGGUCUGCUCAACCUCGCGAGGAAGCUCUACACGCUCGAGCGCUACGUUGCCAGGACGCGCAAGAAGACGCAGGCCAACAUCCUCAAGACCGAGUUUGUCAGGUUCCUCGAGAAGAAGCCGAUCUAUCCGAGCCUCGGCAUGCUCAAGUCGGUCGAGGAGACGCUCCGCAAGGCCCUGCGCGAGUUCAAGCAGCGUGCAGCCGCUGAGGCGUCCAAGGCGGUGUUGACAGCAGAGCUCGCCGAGCUCGCCGCGGAGUUCAAGGAGCACGACGAGGAGAUGCCUCCCGCCCGCGAAGGCGGCCCUUACCCGCGCAACCUCAAGCGCCAAUGCACCGGCAAAGCCAAAGGCGGCAGGAAGUCCAAGAGGGUCCGAUCUGCCGAGGACGACAAGUACGACGAGGUCGAGGACGAGGACUUUGAUCCCGAGCAGUGGUCGAGCGACGGAGAAGAGGACGAUGACGAAGAAGAAGACGAGGGUGGCAUCGUCGACAUCGGCGACAGCGACGGCGUCGACGGGGACGCUGCCGUCCUGGGAAGGGACGGCGAAGACGACGACGACGACAGCGACGACAGCGACCUCUACGACGAUGGCGACGAUGACGACGACGAGGACUUCAUCGUCGGGUCAAUGGCGCCUGGUCCUUCGAGGGGACGCAAGACGGUCACGGCCAGCCGACGUGGACGCUCCAGGCGCGCGACCAGUAGCAGCAGUCGGACCUUGGUGGUGACGGCGGGCAUUUCCGAAGCGAGCCGCCCCGCCGAUGAAGCCACCACCAACAAGAGCGGCGACGACGAUGUCAGUCCUCCGGCCAGCUGA